Trichoplax adhaerens is the source of this 828-nucleotide messenger RNA. RefSeq lists its product as uncharacterized. NCBI's taxonomy places the organism in Eukaryota, Metazoa, Placozoa, Uniplacotomia, Trichoplacea, Trichoplacidae. The transcript has 6 exons. The record is from RefSeq and is a predicted model, not a curated record. The coding region runs from base 1 to 828 and encodes 275 amino acids.
AUGGCUGCAACCGGUGGUAUGCCUUUACUAAGUGGUAAUAUUUCUAAAGAACUUGCUGAUAAGCUUAAAAGGAGAAGUGGAGCUGAUCAAUCGGAACAACCCGAAUCACCAGUUGGUGAGAAAUCGACACCACCAUCAAUUGCUAAGAAACCGAUCGGUUUUAAUCCACUGCUUGGAAAGAAAAUGCCAGCCCAAAAUUCCUCACCAUCAAAUGAAAAACCGACUCCACCAGCUGUUGCAAAGAAACCGAUCGGAUUUAAUCCGAUAACCGCACAAAAAACACCAAAUCGACAGUUUGGUAACGAUAUAGCCAAAGAAUUAAAUGCCAAGCUUAAAAUUCAGAGCCCAUUUGCAACUCCUCCUAGAGGAGUUAAAUUACCGAUUCAGACUAUGAGACAGAAUAGCGAUGGAGGAACGCCGAAUAAAUUAUUGAAUCAGCAAAAACAAGACGAGCCUGUACAGUAUGACAAGGAUGGUAUGCCAAUUAGUAGUUCACCUGUUCUGAAUCAUAGCGCUGCGCGUGAUAGGAUACGUGUUAUGCCAAAGAAAAAUAGAAGAGGCACUAAGCAUCUAAGUCUCGAUUUUGACUCUCACAUGGAUCAAGGGGAAACCAAUGUCAGAGUUUCGAAUAAGGAUAAAUCGAGAGAAGAAGGUCGAGAUAGAAGAUCGGUAGCUGUCUCUCCUACUGUUGAUUAUGCAAUGGAAGUUGAUCAGGAAAUUACGAUAUCCAAAGUAUCAAAAGAUAUCUCUAAAAAGACAGAUACGAAGGACAAUGCUAAUACCCUUCUAACUGAAACUGAAGACGACACUGAAGAAAUGUUUGUUUAA